CAUGUACGUAUACAGCCCUCGGAGCUACCAAUAUCGUCAGACGAGAGAUCAGCUGCAUGAUUUCCCAACAAGGUGUCGAAGCUAUCUAUUCGCCGCAUCAAUUUGGCCAAGACACUCCCGUGUGCGUGCCGAGUUUCAUUUGACACAAGGGGCUCGACUUGGACGGUCCUUGCUCCAAUUUACGAGAUGUCGUCUGUAAAGUACAUGAGUGGCUUUUCGGAUACAAUGGAUUGGCGUCCUGUUGAAUUUGUUGACCUUCCUUCCAACCGGUCGUGUUCUUUAUGUCACGUGGUAUCAGGAAAGGUGUUCAUCCUGGAAUGUUCCCACGCACUGUGCAAUCACUGCUACCAAACCGUUCUGCGAGGCAACAGACAAUGUCCCCUGGACGGAGGACCGAUUCAAGAAGACGAAGUUCAAACGUUCGCAUUCAAACCAAGCCAUCUUAAGAAGCAGAAGAUGCGCUGUUGCAACUCCGGUCAUGGAUGCGAAUUUCUUGGCGUUUUAGACGAAGUGACGACUCAUUUCUUCAAGGAUUGUGCUUUCCACGUUGUGACGUGCAACACAUGCAAUGCUGCGAUCUUACGCAAUGGCAUCGUCCGUCAUUACACUGAACAACGGUGUCAGGCAGCAAGUUAUUCAACGAACGACGGAGACCUUGUAGGAAUCAACGGGAGCAUUGUCGAGACUGAAAGCAAGGUGAACGCUGCAUUGGACGCUGCCAUGGAAAGACUGUGCGCGAUUGAGACGCAGCUCAACGUUCACGUUCUUAGCAUAGAGAGUGCAAAGCGAGGCAUAUCUGCGAAUGGGCGGGCGUUAAGCAGACUCCUCGACCUGCAGGAGCAAGCAUCUGGUGCCAUGACGCAGCAUGUCGAAGAAUUGUCGAAGCGCGUGGAUAUCGGAAAACGUGUGUCGUCGGAUGUUCUUUCGGGGGGCACAGUAACGUCCGCAGAGAUUGUUAGUUGUAUGUCGUCCGCUGGGGAGAGCAGCAAUGAGGUUGACGACGCCGAAGAGGGCAGAGGUGCCUCUGUGCAAGACUCACCCGAUCGAUGUGCAUCUGACGCUACCGACGAUACGAAUAAGGUUGAGGAGACCUUAAAACUUGUGCUUCAGAGUUGCGAGCGGAUUCAUUAUCUCGAAGGAAUGUUAAGCGAGCUCCAGAUUUGUAAUCGUUUGAGCAAUAGCCUCGCCUAUUUUCACAUUCAGGACUUUGCCGAUAUCGAGAGAGAAUCGCUGACCAAGGAGCUCGUAACUCGCGCCUCUGAUGUUUUCCAGUUGUUUGGCUACUCUGCUAAACUGCAAGUGGAAACCACGAGACGCAACGGCGUUACGUACUUGGGUGUUUUUCUCUGUCUUUGCCACGGUCCAACAGAUUCUUGCUUGAAGUGGCCCUUUACGUUGCCUUAUACCGUGAUGCUGGUUCACCCAACUUGCGAGAAGAACAAUAUUGAGCAUCGCGUUUGGAACCACGAAAAUAUAGACGGGUGGAGCCAUUUUUCCAGGAGGCCACUGGGACAUUCCAACAGGGGCCUUGGCAGGUCUCUAUUACGCAAGCUAGAAGAUGUAGCUAAGCAAGGUUUCGUGCACAACAACUCGAUAACUGUUGGUGUAAGAAUCCUAUAACAUGUUUAUUCUAAUGUGGUGGCGGCGUUUACAUUAUUGUACCGCAUUGGUAAAUUCGUUCGGCCUUGCAAUGGAUAAUGACAACUCCGGACGGGGGAUAGGAGGAUACUCAUUCAAAAUGUUGUUAUAGCUAUCAAAUUUGCGAAAUCCAUCCACACUGACGUAAGACAAUAAACUUGUGAAGGAGAAAAAAAAAUCCAAUUGGUGGUUUUCAAAUGGGUGACACAAGACUACCGAUCAUUUGUGCGUGUUCAUAGGUUUCUAAGAAGUGGUAUCACAAGAAAUAAGGAACUGACACGAUUUGUAUUGUUGGUUUGAAUAAAGUUGACAUUUUGUUUGAUUGAAAGAUAA
This is a messenger RNA of Ornithodoros turicata, 1971 nucleotides long. Its product is annotated as TNF receptor-associated factor 5-like. Bases 187 to 1620 code for a protein of 477 amino acids. Lineage: Eukaryota; Metazoa; Arthropoda; Arachnida; Ixodida; Argasidae. The transcript has a single exon. Gene Ontology annotation, molecular function: protein binding; metal ion binding. The record is from RefSeq and is a predicted model, not a curated record.